AUGUUCGUCCCCUUCAAUGGCUCGCUGCUCAUUGGACCCGCCGCCCUCUCCAGGCACAGACUGAGAUAUUUCCACGCCAACCCCACAGAUUCUCCUGCAGCCCGCUCUUUGCGAUACAGUCAGAAAGGCAGCUCCACGUCGCCGUCGCCCACCCCCUCCCCCCGUGAAUUGCAAUGCCCAAAAGCCGAAUGCGGAUCCAAAUCUCCCUUUGCCUCAGGCCUCUCUCCUUCACCCGCCGGCACCCCACGUGCGCCAUUAACCACCACGUCCACCGCGACUAUUUGCCCCGACGCAGGCAAAAAAAGCCGCAUCGCCAUAUCGGCACCACAAUCUAGUCUGCACGACGUUGGGCCUGGCGGGGUUGCGGGCGUGCCGUCGAUCUGCCAAGCCCCCAUGCCCCCUGGCCCGAAAGAUAAGGCGAAAAAUGGGUUUCCGUCUUUACGUCAGGCUAUCGAGUAA
Bipolaris maydis ATCC 48331 is the source of this 459-nucleotide messenger RNA. The record is from RefSeq and is a predicted model, not a curated record. Lineage: Eukaryota; Fungi; Ascomycota; Dothideomycetes; Pleosporales; Pleosporaceae.